Molecule: messenger RNA, 1976 nt
Organism: Myxocyprinus asiaticus (Chinese sucker)
Lineage: Eukaryota; Metazoa; Chordata; Actinopteri; Cypriniformes; Catostomidae
Exons: 5
Coding region: 227-988 (253 amino acids)
Source: RefSeq, a predicted model, not a curated record
GAUAACUCAGCUGUGCGGUGAGUCAUCUGACAGCUGCUGUAGAAUAGAUGCACUUGUUGAAUCAGCUCACGGUCAGCCGGCCAGGUUGUGUGCUAAGUCAUCUGAAAUCGCUUUUGACUGUCCCGUUGUAAAAGAGAACACACUAAAGAACCGACUGGGUUAAAACCGGCGGAUUUUUUGAUCUUACAUCAAGGCGAGCUGAAUUGUCAGCAGGACAGGUGUUUUGAUGUCUGCACAGCGAUUGUCUCUCUGGCCAUGUCUGCAAACUGCCCUGAGCUACGGGGUUCUCAUGCUGGCAGCUCUGCCAGACAAAACCACAGGUCAAAAUUGCUCUCACCCAAUUGUACCAGAGCAUGGAGGUUUCCACUGUGAUCCCUCUCCUUGUCGUGGUUUCGCUCAAAAGAGCACCAUUCGCUUCUUCUGCGAGCCGGGCUACACUCUACCCUUCCGCCAACAUCGGUCUAGAUGUCUUCAUGGGCAAUGGCGACCAAGCAUUCCCACUUGUAUACCUCAACCAGAGGGCCAUGCCGAACAUCAUGAAAAGAUAGUCAACUCUAUCCCAAGUGUGGCUACAACUGCUAUUGGAGUGUCCAUCUUCCUUCUUACCACAACAGCCUGUUUGGUUAUCAAAUCCCGUCUAUUCACCUGUCAUACACAAAGGCGAUCCUCGGAUCAGUUGGACCUAAUGGUAGAUGGCUUACCUGUGUCUCUUCCCACAUAUGAGGAGGCAAUCUACAGCAGUUGGGGCCAGCGACUCCCUUCCUUCCGUGGACCCACUCAGCUCCUGUUGGCCCAGCAUGCAUCAGAGCACAGUCCACUUACAUCCCUCAUACACUCGGAUUCCAAUCGUUGCACCGAUACAGCCAAUCAGAGCACAGAAGCUCUGCCACCUUCUUACGAAGAGGUCCAAUCACAAUCGAGAGACCGUACAACUGACAGUGAUGAGCGGACCUUGCAAAGUGCACUUUCUGUUGAUAAAUGCAACUAAUUACUGGACUUUAAUUGACUCACCCUUUGACUUCUGACUGUUUAUUUUCUUGCACAGGGGUGCUUGACUUAUUUUUGCCUUCGAUCAUGGAUUCACCCUCAGUUUAAAGAAUAUUCAAGAGGUCAUGAUUUUCUCUGAGUUUGAGUAAAAUUUUGCAACUGAAAGGGUGUCUUAUUGACCUAACUGGUCAGACAUGGCUAUCUUUUUUCGAGGUAAAGUGCUGCAAUAUAGAUUAUUUUGAUGUUUUCAGUGAUAAGCUGGAAAUAUAGCUAUUAACUUCCCUCAGUGAGGGGAAUUAGAUCACAAUGUUCAAGGGGACUUUUAUGAUUGAUGAAUGACUUUUAUUUAAAGAUGUAUGUAUUACAUUAGGGGAUGAGAGCUUUUAUAGUCACUUUACAGCCUUUUAAUUCACUCUACCAGCCUUUACAGCCAAGAAUUCUUUAUUUUACCUUGAGUAGGCUCCGAUUCUUGAAACCUGUUUUAGCUGAUAAUAUGAUUCCUUAGAUUGAUUCCUGACCUGCAAGAUACUUCCACUUAAAAGGGAUAAUUCACCCAAAAAUAUAAUUGAGGUUUUCAUUUACUCAAUCUUAUGUUGUUCCAAACCCGUUUCUGGGUGAACUAUUCUACUAUGUAGAACAGGGGAAUAGACUUGAAGUAUACUUGCUGAAUUGACAUUGAAUGUGUUUUUGUGUACUUAGUUUUUACUUUCUUUUUCCACAUGAAAACUAUCUUUCAUUUUAUGAUAUGUAACAUUUACAUUCUUAUAUCAUGUAUAGAACUGUGCACAAAGUAUAUAUAAAAGUAAUAAUGCAAAAAAAAAAAAAAAAAAAAAACUUUAUGAAUGAAAUAUUUGCUAUUAAAACUCAUUUUAAUCUGCACCCUAAUGUGUUUACAAGUGGUGUUUUUUUUUUCUGAGCUGGUUACACACACCUGUUUUCCUUAAGGUUAUCACAGGAUGAUCCCUGCUUAAACCAACGUUUCCAAAUGU